CUAACUACACAUAUUGGAAAGAGCGGAUGAGAAUUUAUAUCCGCUCAACCAACUUUCAGUUGUGGUUGGUUAUCAAGAAUGGCGAGGAAACUCCAAUGAAGAAGGUCGAUGAAAAACUCGUCCCAAAGACCGAGGACGAAUUUGAUGCCGAAGACAUCAAAAAGGUGGAGAACUACGCCAAGGCUAUCAAUAUGCUGUACUGUGCCGUCAAUCCUGAUGAUUAUCGUAAGAUUUCUUGUUGCACCACUGCCAAAGAAAUGUGGUACAAGCUAGAGGUCACAUAUGAAGGUACGGACCAAGUUCGGGAAGCCAAAAUUGACUUCCUAACGCAGGAGUACGAAAUGUUCAGGAUGAAGGAAGGAGAAAAGAUCGAUGACAUGUUCGAUCAGUUUUCAAAAAUCAUCAACGACCUUCACGCUCUCAAGAAGACGUACACCAACAGGGAUCUCGUGAGGAAAAUCCUGCGAAGCCUCACACCCGAAUGGAGAUCAAAGGCAGACGCAAUCUAUGAAUCCAUCGGAGUCUCAAAUGUCACCAUCG
Molecule: messenger RNA, 540 nt
Organism: Cuscuta campestris
Lineage: Eukaryota; Viridiplantae; Streptophyta; Magnoliopsida; Solanales; Convolvulaceae
Source: the annotation of a GenBank genome assembly